UCAGUUCAUUUUUAGUUCUAAAGUGCAACCUUCUGUCUUCCUGGAUCCCUUCAGCCCGGUUAAUGCUUAUCUGUGCCAUCCUCCCCCAACGCCCCUUCCGUGCAGGGCCAUGCCUGCCCCACACUCAGUGGGCUAGUGUUAUGCCUACAUUGCAGUGGGAGUGCAUGUGUGUGUUUGCAAGGGGCUGGGACUUGCAUCAUCAGCACUUGCAGCAGCCUGGCAGUGCUUCUCAUUUGAUCAUCCUGUAAUUGCGUUGAAUUAUCCUGGCGAAUGUGCAGAACUCUGCAAUCAGCUGGAGCACCUCAGGAGCGCUGAUUCCCCCGGCUGCAGAGGAAGUGCGGCAAGGUCCGGCACGAUGACCUGGCAUCCUGGGCUUUAGCAGCGUGGCAAGAUCAGGACAGGUGCUGCCUUGCUCACGCUACGUCCCGUCCCCUCUCUCCUCUGGGAGAUUGGUGCUGGAUUCCCUGCCCCUGGCCUUUCCUCCCUCCCUCCCAGUCACCGCGGAGGGGACGGGUCCGUUAUGGCCGGGGACAGACUCCCAUGCAAAGUGAUGGAUGCUAAGAAGCUGGCCAGCCUCCUGAGGAACGGGGCCGAGGGCACCUUGGUCAUUGACAGCCGCUCCUUCGUGGAGUAUAACUCCUGGCACGUCCUCAGCUCCGUCAACAUCUGCUGCUCCAAGCUGGUCAAGAGGCGGCUUCCGCAGGACAAAGUAACAAAGGCAGGGAUAGAGGGUAGAGCUUCUGAAUCCCAGGUGGAGGCGGAAGAGCACCAGGACGUGGUGGUCUAUGACCAGAGCACACGGGACGUGAGCGGCUUGGCUGCUGACAGUUUUCUCUCUAUCCUCCUGGGCAAGCUGGACAGCUGCUUCCACAGUGUCUCCAUCCUCACAGGCGGCUUUGCCACCUUCUCGUCUUGCUUCCCAGGACUCUGCGAAGGGAAACCAGCGGCCAUCUUGCCAAUGAGCAUCUCCCAGCCAUGCUUACCAGUGGCCAAUGUGGGCCCCACCCGCAUCCUUCCUCAUCUCUACCUGGGCUCCCAGAAAGAUGUCCUAAACAAGGACCUGAUGACUCAGAAUGGGAUCAGCUACGUUCUCAAUGCCAGCAACUCCUGCCCCAAGCCAGACUUCAUCUGUGACAGCCACUUCAUGCGCAUUCCUGUCAAUGACAACUAUUGCGAGAAGCUGCUGCCCUGGCUGGACAAGUCCAUUGAGUUCAUCGACAAGGCCAAGGUAUCCAGCUGCCAAGUGAUUGUGCACUGCUUGGCAGGGAUCUCCCGCUCCGCCACCAUUGCCAUCGCCUACAUCAUGAAAACCAUGGGCAUGUCUUCAGAUGACGCAUACAGGUUUGUCAAAGACCGGCGCCCAUCCAUAUCACCCAACUUCAACUUCCUGGGCCAGCUCCUGGAGUACGAGAGGAGCCUGAAGCUCCUCAAGGCCUUGAAAGCCCAAGGUGACAGGAGUGAGGGGGACGCCCAGCCAGACCCGGCCGAGGUGCCAGAGAGCAACAGGCAUCUGACGCUGUCUACCUCAGAAGAGGACGUAUCGAAAAGCACAAGCUCAACACCUUCCCACAGUGAACCUGAGAGGCCAGCAGGCAUUCCCAAAAUUGUCUCGCCCACAGCACUACAGCAAGGACUCAACGGCCUGCACCUGUCCUCGGAGCGCAUCCAAGACACCAACCGGCUAAAGCGUUCCUUUUCCCUGGACAUCAAAUCAGCCUAUUCCCCGGGCCUGAGGCAGGACAUCCCAGGCCCCAUGGACAUUGGGGAAGCCCCCAAGCUUUGCAAGCUGGACAGUCCUUCUGGACCUAAUGGCUUGUGCCAGGUCUCGCCUGGGCCGGACAGCCCCGACUGGCCCAGUGGGCCAGACUUCCUGCUGGAGGCCAAGGUGCGGCAGAGGCGGAAACACAGACACCAGGCGGGAUCCCCUGCCCAUGGGAUGAGCCUCAAUUUCAGCGGGGUGUGUUCCGUGCACAAAAGCACCAGCGUGGAGGACAAUCUCAAGCAGACACUGAGGCUGAGCCUCCCUGGCACGGGACAGCAGCCCACACAGCCAGCUGCACCGCCAAACUCCGCUGGUGGAGGAGGGGUAGGCACCUGGAGUGUGCAUUUGGAAUCGCCCAGCACCCCGUCGUCGGAGAACCCCUGGUACUUCAGCACAGACUCUGCUGUGGGCAGUGGCGGAGGGGGCGGGGCUCUGUUUACCAGCACUGCCUCGUACUCCUCAUUCAGCUGCAGCACCCUCCAGGGCAGCUGUGAGAUCAGAUUGCGGGACAAGCAGAGGGCAGAGCAGAGGGACGGGCGGCACAGCUGGCAUGAGGAUGCCACUGCGGAGAAGCAGUUCAAGAGGAGGAGCUGCCAGAUGGAGUUCGAGGAAACCAUGUCAGAGGGCAGGUCCAGGGAAGACCUGGGCAAAAUAGGGAAACAGUCUAGCUUUUCGGGCAGCAUGGAAAUCAUUGAGGUGUCCUGACAUUCAUCUUGGGGCAUUGGCAAGUGAGGGGUGGAUAUUUAAAUGGGAAGAGGCGCGGGGCGGGGUGGGAGGGGACAGUAUUUAUACCUGUGUGUGUGUUCCCAGGGGUGCACACACCGAAACAAAGCAAAGAAGAAUGAAUCCAAAGUCAGGAAACAUGACGGCGCAUGUUUAAUGCCCCUUCCCCUUGAUCUCUGUUUCCUUCCCCCCCAACCAGCUCCCAACCUGGCUGCAUUCCCUCUUGGGAGGGAGGAGCCUAUUAACCCUUUCACCCCUGGAUUCUGUGCCGCUGGGCAGCAAGCGACUCAUGGGGAGGAUGGGAGAGUUGGUCAUUGACUGAAGUGGGAGAAGCUCAUCACCUCUGAGCACCCCAUCUCUCAUUCCAAGCUUAAAAUUCCGAAGGGACGUUGGGGGUGGGGGGGAGUUAAUAAUUUAUCUGCAGACUUGCAGUUAAAAAGUAGAGGCAUGUUUGUUUAGGUGAGAACGUUAUCCUGACCAUUGGGUAAUGGUUCACCCCAGCUCUCUCUAUUGGGUGAAGGACAGAAUCUAGGUGGCUCCCUCCCAAGGGUCAGUGGGCGGUACAUUUGCAUAGCUCCUCCCCUUAAUCCUUUUCCUCAUCUCUGUGCACUAAACAUGCUCUGCCUGUGUUUUUCUGGCUAAGUAUCUUAAUAAUGCUGCACUACAGCAGCCCUAUACAUAUAUAAAUAUAUAUUAUAUAUAAUAUAAAAAAACCACACAAAGAAAAAGGUAAAUGGUUUUACUGCGAUUUUUAUUGAGACGUAAAUAAUAUUUCAAUGGUUUUGUUUUUAAUUUAUUGAAGCUGUUCAUUCUGGCAAUGAUUUGCAGACAUUGUGGGGCGGUACUUUCAGCUCUAUUUUUACUGUCUAUGGUAUUUAAAUCUGAAACACGAGUUUCUAAGCAAUAUCCGCGGCCUGUGACUCCUUCUGUCGUGUACGUCGGCGACACAGACUCCCUGUUUCCUGUGCACAAAGCAAAAACCAGGCAGGAACAUCUUUCAUGCACUUUUUUAAAUCAAAUCAAAACAAAACAAAAAAAAAUCUUCUUUCAACACAAACUGAGCAGGGAACUCUCCUGAAAGCUGCUGCUUUACCUUUUGAUUCCUGUUUGAUUCUCUUUUGUCUCCAAGAAAGCCAUAGAAUUUCCUCCUCGCCCAGGUGUGGGAAAACCAGGGAGGAGAGGGAGACUAUGAAAAAAAAAAAAAAGAGGCAAGGAUCAGGGGAUGCCUGGGAUGUGGAGAAUGAGGGAAGAUAGGAGGCUUUUCAUUGAAGGGGCAGCAACUCAUACUGGGUUGUACUGACCAAGAUGGGGGUUACUGGGUCCUUUCUGAGAAAAAAUUACUCCCUAGAUAAUGCUUAAGAGGUUCUGUGGCAAGUGAAUUCCCAUCAGAAACUGCCUUGCUCACUAGCUCAGGGUGCCUCAGGGGAGGAGGUGGGAGCGAUAGUGUCCAGGGGAAAUAGGACAAUGCACUUAAGGAAGGAAAAGCAUGAGAGGAAAUACAUUGAAAAACUAUGAACCAAAGCCCAAUUUUUGGGAUGUUAAUGUGAGGACACACCCCUUCCUCCUUACUCCACCCUAGUCUCCUAUCUCCAUCUCCCUCCCUCCUCCCCCAAAAGCGGCACCCUUCCACACUCAGGUGUGUUGCUAUGAAGAUUGGUUUCACUGUUUUACUUGUCCUGGGAUUUUGCUUCUGAGAGCUCCUGUUAAUUGACUUUUGCAUCUGAAGCAAAUGAUGGCUUGCUCUGAUGCAGCAAGAAGGCAGGUGUUAGCCUCCAAAGGAAUGUCUGCCAAAAACCCCCCUCCCUCUGGGAGUUUGGGUGGGCACAGAGUGAGGAUUUCCUAAGGAAGGUCGCCUGCGUGGGAUUCUUCCAUUGAAUGAUUUUUUUGAGAGGUGGCCAAGGGCCCAGGUGGGACCUCUAAGCUAACACAGAAAAAAGGAAGGUUGUUGAGGAAGGGCCGGAUCCUGCUGUUACUGAAGCCCAGGGUGCAAGAGAGAGGUCUCAAGCAGGCCAAUGAGCAAACAGUGCAGAACGCUUCUAUAACGUGCAGUGCAGAACGCUUCUAUAGCAAGCGCGGUCAGGAGAAAAAACGACAAAGGAGCAUGAGUGGCUUCUGUGCUGUUUCUCAGACACUUUUGGCUGCUUCUCCCCUUUAUGAAAGUCCCUGCUUUCAAGGAGAGCAAAGCCCUCACCCCAAAAACCCGUGUCUCGCCCAGGCAGUGGCAUUCUUACACCUUGCUGCUGAGCCGCUGCUUGGUGUUAUGGGCACAGAUCUGUCUCUGCUGCAAAGCACAUUUUUGCUCUCUGUAGCUGACUUUGCUUUCCUCCUUUUAGUAUCGUGCUGGUUUCCAAGCCAAUACCUCAGGGGUUUUUGUUCGUGUGUGUGUGGUGUUGCGUGUGAAUAUUAGACCCUCCCAGCUCUUUUCUUUCCUCCUUCCCUUCGUUUUUCGUUGGUGUGUGUUUUUUUCCUUGCUGUGUGCGCUUCUUUCAAAAUCAAACUACACAAGACAAAAAUAAUGAUCUCAGGUUUAAAACUUAGCCACAAACCGAAGCCGUAAGACACUGCAAUAAUAAUGUUCUGGGUGGCAUCAGAUUGUCACUCUCCUUAUGACCAUUGUCUAGCUCUGCCGAUGUGCGCGUGUCCUACGCAGAUGGGAAAGGGGAAUCUCCAAGGAGGUUAAUGACUGGCAUUAGUCAUCUUGGAUUUUUUUUUUUAAAAGGCGUUAAGUGAGAAGCAUGGAAACCUCAAAUAAUCCCUUCUGGUACCCCAAAAUGUGCUGGAGUUCAUGGUGGGGCAGGGGAAAGUUGGAUGAUUAAAUGCAUUUGAUUUUCCUUGUUAGAGUGUUAAUAAAAUACAAGUGUUGAUGAUGGUUGAAGCCCUCUGCCUAUCCUAUCCCUCUCUUCCCUACAGCUGCUGUGAAAGGGGGGGUAGAGACUCAUUUCAACCCCCUUUUAAAAACACAGCAUCCAUAUUUCCAAUGAGCAUCAGUGUUGCCAACAACUAGGGUUUAGGGAGCAGAAGGAACCCUUCCUCUUUUUUGCAUCCCCAUCCAGACAAUAGAGUGUGUGGGGAGGAGAUGCUUCUAAGGGAACUUGUAUAUUACAUAGCAUCCCAGCUAGAUGGGACUGGGAAGGUUACAACAAAGAGAACCUUCAAAGGGCUUGAGCUUUUGCCUCUUAGCUUUUAACCAUUGAGGCCCCCUAACCACUGGCUGCAAUAUGAGCUCUCUCUUGCUUUAGCCCUUCUUGGCUGGCAGUCUUUUCUCACAGCCUUUGCUGCAUUUCCAGUGACAUAUGAAAAAUUCCAGCCAGCCCUAGAGCUGGUGCCAAAAAAGAGAACACAUUUUUUUCCCCUUUUUAAAUUUCAACAGAUAUUUUGUUGUCAUUUGAAGCUUCUCAGCCAAGCCUGGUCAAUUGGCUGAUGAGCCGGAGAAAGGAACAGUUACCCUGUGAAAUAUGCCAGUAGGAUAGUGUUUCCACGGUCAACUCUUUCCUAUGUUCCAUAAGCCUAGUCCCAGAUCAUGCCCUACAAAUGGAGAAUCCCCGUUUGUAUCUUUGUUGCCAUUCACCUGACCCAAAACCCAGGCUGUGCAGAAGUGUCCCAUAGAGAACACAGCUUCUUAGACCAUUUCAACAGUAUCAGCAUCCCAAAAGGCUACGUGGCUUAUUACAAGGCAAAGAGUCACCCAGCUGUUGAGCUACAGUGAAUGACUCUCUCUUGUUCUUCCAAGUCACACAGGCAUCUAUUUAUGUAGGAUCCAGGUGCACCAGAACCCUACUUAGUAGGGAGACCUCAUCAGCUGUGAAGUUUAUGAUGGCUUCCCCUCCAUGAUAUGUGAUCCAGCUGCACUGCAGUGCAGAGAAAGGAGCUAAUGAGGGUGCCUCCUGGCAACUCCCCCACUCCUUUUCGUGUAUUAUUGAGUGAGGCCUGGGAGAAGAGUGAGCCACAACGGUUGCAACAGCAUCCCCAAGACACAAGACAGAGGCUAGCAGAGAUCCGGGGAGAGGGGCAUUUUCCUUCCUCCACAGGUGGCAUUCCAUAGCUGCCAGCACCAGCUCAGCCUCGAGUUGCUGUCUCCCCUUCUUUUAACCCUCAGUGGUAGAGAAAAAUUAAGAUUUCCCUUGGCCCGUUGCAGUGGCUCUUCCCUGCACUCUUACGUUUGGUCCAGCCCUCUCAAUGGUAGCUAGUGUGGACAAGGCACUGGCAUUUUUACUGCUCGGGCCUCAAGAUGCUAAUGGGCUUGGAUGACACAGUGGUACUCAGGAUCCUGCUCUACAUUGCCACCUCUAAUACUAGGGAUGCAAACAGGUAACAGGUUACCUGGUAAGCAUCGCACUCACUGGGUGAUACUUACCGGUAACUGGUUAACUGGUGCCCAGGAACAGCCCCCUGCCUGUGGCUCACAGUUGGCAGAGGGCAGCUCCAGUGCCACCAGGCCCAUGGUGCCAUGGGCCAGGGCCUGCGGAGCUGUUAGCCUCAUGGGGCCAGCAGUCCUGCAGGACCAGCAGAGCCGGGAACUAACAGCGCCACAGGGUGGGGAGCCAGCAGCCUUUGAGUUUGGGGACUGUUCCAGCUGGGCUGGAACAGCUACCUGCCUGCGGGAUCCCUGUUAACCGGUGAAACCUCUCGUUUAACCAGUUGACUAAACAAACAGGAUUUUACAUCCCUAUCUAAUACCACCCUUAGAGCUGCAAUAGUAGGAAACUGAGAGGAUAAAAACCUAGUAUUGACACAGCCUAAUUGGGGCUCAUCCCUUGAGGCCUGCAGAAGGUCACUGCAGAGCAUGCAGCUGGCCAGAUUGAGGCCAUCCUCAGCCUGGCACUGCAAAGUAAGCUCAACCCCUAUAAAUACGAACAACAAGGCAGGUCAGUGAAGAAGGAUUACAAUGAGCUGCUGCCCGCUCAGAAAUAGUAGCAGCUGCCACCUUGUGGUGUUUUAGAGAAACAGCUAUUGCAGUACCUGCAAAAAUGGGAGUCUCAUUUUUGGGGGGAGGGGGAAGGUUAUUGUCUAGUCUCUCACAAUGAAUCCUAGACUGUCAGCAAUGCCCUUCAGCCGCUCUGCAUGUGCACACACUGACGUGACACCGACUGUGCAGUCCAUUCUGCAACCAAGCCAAAGAAAAGCCUGUCACACUCAGGUUUUGAGAGCUAUGGGUUGUUCAUUACCCAGCUCAUCAGUGGUAUGAAGACCCUCGCAUUUGCCCUGCCCUUUGUGAUGAUCCUUGUGAGAGGGUUGGUAGCCCCCUCACUUGAGGAUUUUAAGGCUAGCUUGGUCAAAACACUAGAAAAUGCCCUAUAAGGGCAUUAGCCAUGAGUGGUAGGGCUGAUCCAAAGCCUUUGGACUCAGUAGGAGUCUUCCCAUUGUCUUUAUUGGGCUUUGGAUCAAGCCCUACAUGGCUUCCUAGAUCUUUUCAGUCUCUUUGUAAGAAGGAACAGGUUAGUUACCUUGGAGGAUUUUAUCUGUCCCUGUCCCUUACCACAUUUCUUUAAUGAACUCUUAUCCACCAGAAGCUCUGAUUCUGGGCCUGAUUUUGAUCCCACUUAGGGCUGGUUCACAGUGCUGUAACGUAUUUAGUGGAGUUAUUACUGAUUUACAUCAGUGAAAGAGUGAUCAGGAUUUGUCCCAUUGACUUAAGUUGAAACAGAAUUGUACGUCAGCAGAGUAAAUGAGUCCCUUCGUUGCACAAUUGGAUGAAUGUGUAAAGCAUCUGAUUUGUGCCCUGCUGCUUUGGAUAGCCAAUCGUUUUCUGCAUUAACUGCAUUGCUUGGAGUGCAGGUGCAAACUGAUAGAUGUUCAUCCUUCUUAAGGGCAGACUGUAAAGGUACCCAAAUGACGCUCCGAUAGAAUGACCCUUAUCCGCCUCCCAGCUUCUAAAGGAGUACAAAGUUGAGUCAGUCUCAGGCUACGUCUAGACUGCAGGCUUCUUUCGGAAGAAGAUUUCUGGAAGAGAUCUUCCGAAAAACUUCCAAAAGAGGGUGUCCACACUG
Messenger RNA from Pelodiscus sinensis (Chinese soft-shelled turtle), 8472 nucleotides. The record is from RefSeq and is a predicted model, not a curated record. Lineage: Eukaryota; Metazoa; Chordata; Testudines; Trionychidae.